GCCUUUAACACCUUUAAAACAUUAGUUAGUUGAAGUAGGUUUUCUAAUGAUCUCUGGGGGCACUUUCAUUUUGAUUAAUGCUUGAUGGGAUUGGAAGAAGGCAAUAUGGAUUCAAACAUUAGCUUUCAAAAUUCUAGAGGGAAGCAAAAGCGCCUUCCUUCUCUUCUAGAGGAGUGGCAGGUUCAGCCUAAUAGUAAUAGAUGCUCUUGAACGGUGAAUGGAUUGGCAAUGAAUCAAGGAAGAGCAGAAAUGGGUAUAGAGGAGGAAGACAUGGGUAGGGAGAAAAGGAGUGUGGUGGUUGGCAUAGGAUUUGAUGGGCAUACAAGAGAGUUGCUGGACUGGGCUGUGGUGAAAGUCGCUGAUCCUGGAGAUUGCGUUGUUGCUCUUCACAUAUGUCGAAAUUCAGAUUCCACUUCAAAAGCUCAGGCUUUGAUGGAUGACUAUCUAGAUGAGUAUAAAGACCUAUGCCACCAAAAACAGGUUGGACUUGCUGUUGAGGUAGUAAAAGGAAGUUCAAUCAGAAAGUUUCUGGUGAGGGAGGCAAAGAAUCGUGCAGCAGUCGCUGUAAUUGUUGGGAUAAACAAGAACAGUCUUCUAGGAGGCAGAGUUUCAAUCGCUAAACAUUGUGCAAAGAGGCUGCCUUUGACGACUGAAGUCAUGGCUAUUCAUAAUGGGAAGGUUGUGUACCGGAGGUGUUCUAAUGAUCAGCAGCAGCAGCCAGGUUCCCAAGGAGACCCGAAGCCUAGUUUAUAUCUGAAUGGAAAUCCCACUUGCACAGAGUGCCCUUCAGAAUUCGGUGACUCGGAGAUAUCAGAUUUGGGAAGGCUCAGUCAUGAAGUGUGUCAGAGCUCUGAAUGCGGAUGCACAGAAGCUGAUAGAUACCCAAGAGAUGAAUCUGUAAUCAGCCCUACACAAAGACGCAAGAGAAGUUCCCUGAGUUCGAUAUCUCUUCCAGUAGAGGAUUUUACACAGCAGAGGCCUGGCUGGCCUCUACUCCAAACAGCUAGCGCAAUUACUCAGCCAUCCCUGGAAGCAAGAAAGAUGACCGUGGUUCAGUGGGUAAUGAGCUUACCAAACCGAUCCCCGCUGGAAAUUCCCCAGAAUGUUUCCGUCUCAGCUCAGCCGCCAAGCGAUUUGGACCUUCUACUUAGCACAAAAUCGCCUGGCUGCAAACUGUUCAGCCACGAGACUCUAAAAUCCGCAACAUCUCAAUUCUGUUCAGAUAAUCUAAUUGGCAAAGGAGGGUGUAAUUGCGUCUACAAGGGGAUCCUUCCUGAUGGCAAACCCGUGGCAGUAAAGAUUUUGAAGUCAUCAAAAGAAGCUUGGAAGGAAUUUUCCCUGGAAGUUGAUAUAAUGACCACGUUGAAGCACAGAAGCAUCACUCCGCUGCUUGGAAUCUGUAUAUCAGAUAAUGAUUUGAUUUCUGUCUAUGAUUUUGUCCCCAAAGGAAAUCUGGAAGAGAACUUACACGGUACUGGGAAGGAAAGAUUCGUCUUGCCCUGGGAAGUGAGAUUCAAGAUUGCUAUUGGGGUUGCUGAAGCACUAAAUUAUCUACACAGCCGGUGCGCCCGGCCGGUCAUUCACAGAGAUGUCAAGUCUUCCAACAUUCUUCUAGCUGAUGAAUUUGAACCACAGCUAUCCGAUUUCGGGCUAGCGAUAUGGGGACCUACCAAGGCAUCUUUCAUUACUGAUUGUGAUGUGGUGGGAACCUUUGGCUAUCUUGCACCCGAGUAUUUUAUGUAUGGCAAAGUGAGCGAGAAAGUUGAUGUCUACUCUUUCGGCGUGGUUCUGCUGGAAUUGUUAUCUGGAAGAAAGCCAAUUGGUUUUGACACCUCCAAGGGCCAAGAAAGUCUAGUCAUUUGGGCCAAGCCAAAGUUAGAGAGUGGAGAUGUGAAAGGCAUAUUGGAUCAAAAUCUGGAUGACAAUUUUGAUGAGUCUGAAAUGCACAGGAUGGCUCUUGCUGCAAAAUUGUGCCUUACACAGGCAGCCAGAGUUCGUCCUAAAAUGAGCCAGAUAUUGAAGAUCUUAACUGGGGAGGAGCACUUGGGUGAAGAAAUAAGCACAGAACUUGGGGCUAAUCCAGAAAAUCAGGGGGACUACGAUGAUGAUGAAGUGUACCCGGAUUCAAGUGCAGAGUCUCAUUUAAGUCUUGCAUUGCUUGAUGUAUGUGAUAACUCGACAUCAUUCAGCAGUCAGGAUCAGAGCAGCCCUCUUUCUGUGGAAGAUUACUUGAGAAGAAGAUGGAGCAGAUCAUCCAGUUUGGAAUGAUUGUUGGACCCUAAUGUGAGUUGCC
This is a messenger RNA of Coffea eugenioides, 2293 nucleotides long. Its product is annotated as probable receptor-like serine/threonine-protein kinase At5g57670. The transcript has 11 exons. Bases 229 to 2268 code for a protein of 679 amino acids. Gene Ontology annotation, molecular function: protein kinase activity; ATP binding. NCBI's taxonomy places the organism in Eukaryota, Viridiplantae, Streptophyta, Magnoliopsida, Gentianales, Rubiaceae. The record is from RefSeq and is a predicted model, not a curated record. Gene Ontology annotation, biological process: protein phosphorylation.